Molecule: messenger RNA, 1713 nt
Organism: Ictalurus furcatus (blue catfish)
Lineage: Eukaryota; Metazoa; Chordata; Actinopteri; Siluriformes; Ictaluridae
Gene: hoxd12a
Product: homeobox D12a
Exons: 2
Coding region: 134-904 (256 amino acids)
Biological process (GO): regulation of DNA-templated transcription
Molecular function (GO): sequence-specific double-stranded DNA binding; DNA-binding transcription factor activity, RNA polymerase II-specific
Source: RefSeq, a predicted model, not a curated record
AAGGGCGGGGCCGGACGCCGUUUGUUUGCAUAUCACGUGACUGUGCAUUAACAAAUCAACAAUUACUGACUUUUAUUCUUUUAGGGGUAAAAUAAAAUCGCUUGUAAGAAUUGCGUGGGUGAGCUCCUCAGAAAUGUGUGAGCACAAUUUUCUUAGUUCUGGCUAUGUUAGUCCUAUGUUGAAUUAUCCAACUGCGGAUUCGUUGACUUUCUCCAACUGGCCCAAUGGCGCCCAUCCGUCCGGACUCGCGCAGCUCUACAGCAGGAGAGAGGUGUGUUCACUCCCGUGGACUUCCCCAAGUUCGUGCACAAAUCCGCCACAGAGCCUCGCCUUUAGUGGCUAUUCUCAACCGUUUAUUACUAACUCAGUGGCUGUGACUGGCCAUAGCAAAGGAGGCUCCUGUAAAUACCACGUCCAAGAUGCAAACCACAAAUCAGAGUUACCGGACAAACACACGACAGCGUUUACCGGUGAGCAUGGGAUAACAGCAACUGCCAGCUUUAGCAAAUGUGACUUUUCAGACUUGGACAAACGGUUGCAAAACACGGUGGCACAGGCUGGGGUGAAUUCCAACAACCAUGCGAUAAUCGAUGGCACUGUACAGCUUGCACACUCCACUGUCCCAGUACAGCCCACAUCGAGUUCUCAGAACACCAGUGCAGACGGGUUCCCUUGGUGUCCUGUACAAGUGAGAGUCAGAAAGAAGAGGAAACCUUACACGAAGCCACAGCUGGCUGAACUUGAGAAUGAAUUUGUGAUCAACGAAUUCAUAAACCGACAGAAACGGAAAGAGCUGUCAGAUAGACUGGACUUGAGUGAUCAACAAGUAAAAAUCUGGUUUCAAAACCGGAGAAUGAAAAAGAAGCGUUUAUUAAUGCGCGAGCAUAUUUUCUCAGUGCACUGAAGAAAAAUCAGUGUUUCUCUUAUUGGUGACCACAGUGUUGCUCCUCACCUUGGCAAUGAUUUCCAAAGUGAUUUAAGAAGUUUAAUACACCUGUAUUUUUACGAUACCAUUGUAAGGAUACGAAGAAAUAUUGUAAUAUUUAUUUACGGCAGAUAUUGGUCUAGCUGAUCACGAGAACAUAUGUCAAAUUAGUCCCCACCAUAAUAACAUUUUUUGACGUAAUCAGCAGUAGAAAAAAAUUACAGGACGCCAUGCAUUAUAAGUAAAAUUAAAAUGCAACUUUGCUGUAAUGUCAUGGAAUCUUUUGUGGGUUUUUUUUUCUUCAUCUGUCCAAAGAUUCUGCCUAUUUAAAUUGUAAUGUAAGCUGUCCCACUUCAUUGUAAACUCACGAAAUAGGUGUGUAUUUUGAGUUUUUCGUGUGUCCUGUGUGUGUGUGUGUGUGUGUGUGUGUGUGUGUGUGUGUGUGUGUGUUUGUGUGCGUGCGUGCGUGCGUGUAUGCGCGCGCUUGUGUGUGUGUGUGUGUUUUAAACUAACCCUGUUUUCUAAUGAAAAUCCUUGAACUGGAAAGAGAGCGUCAGCCUGGCGAGUACAAGCUCAAGUUUGUAAAUAAACAAUCAGGUGAAUUCCAAGUUUGGUUGGUAACUACGUUUCCUCACACAAACUUACUUUUAAGGAGGGAGCUGACUUAUUGUAAAGAAGGGCAAUCUAUCUUAAACUUGAAACAGACUGCACAUACGUAAACUUUUGUUGUCGAAUACGUGUGCUUCACAUUGCUAUAUGGCACACACACACACACACACACACACACA